Messenger RNA from Colletotrichum acutatum, 2828 nucleotides. Its product is annotated as copper amine oxidase. Bases 501 to 2696 code for a protein of 731 amino acids. The record is from RefSeq and is a predicted model, not a curated record. The transcript has 3 exons. Gene Ontology annotation, biological process: amine metabolic process. NCBI's taxonomy places the organism in Eukaryota, Fungi, Ascomycota, Sordariomycetes, Glomerellales, Glomerellaceae. Gene Ontology annotation, molecular function: copper ion binding; quinone binding; primary methylamine oxidase activity.
UGCCACAUGUGGCAUUGGGCCACCCGAAGAGAAGACGAUAUCUCCAAAUUGUUGGAGAAAACGACGGGUGAUGAGCCGUCCAUUGGAUAGUCGGAUGCUUCGUACCCCGCCAUCCCACCACCCAGCUAGGCCAACAAGACGGCCUUUACCCCGCCAUCGGAACGUUGAGUAUGUCACUGGAUGAAUGGGUGACCACGUCAAGUAGACGGUCAUCGGGAUACAUGCACUCGUCUCCGAGUUUGUGACCAAGCGACCGAGCUGCGCUCCCAUGGUCAUCUGUCGAGCUAUUAGUCAAUCGGCUGUCUGCACUGUUGGAUGAAUGGUUCCUAUCAUCAGACUACUGCAAGAUCCCCGCACUGCGUCUUAGCCGCCCGUUGAAAGUCUAGAUAAGCCCGACCUCAGCCACUGAUAUCAAGAAAGUGCAGUCUUCCAAAGGCUUCUCAUCUCACUAUAGCUUCCAUUCUCGAUACCGAAAGUGGACAGGUUGGACUUCACGCACUAUGGCUCCUCAUCCUUUGACUGCGUUGUCUGGAGACGAGUUUACAGCGGCAAGAGACAUUGUUGUCAAGCUCUUUGACCAAAAGGUUUCGCUCUUCUUCAGAUGUAUCUUCCUGCAAGAGCCUAAGAAGGAGGAGCUCGUGCCGUAUCUUCAGGCAGAGCAUGCGGGAAAACUCACAGACGAGACACCUCGGCCACCGCGCCGAGCAAGGGUUCAAUACGAUGUUAUCAGAAGCGGCAAGAGGCCCGAGUAUACCCAAUCUGUGGUAGAUCUCAAGACCGGCCGCGAGCUUGAAAGAACCGUGGCCGCGCCGCAGUAUCAAACGAGCUAUACCCCCGAUGAGUUUGGAAUCUUCCAAGACGCCUGUGUGGCAUCUCAAUUGUUCAAAGACGCCAUGGCCGAGUUCUCUCUUCCGAAAAACUUCACCGUCACAAUCGAUCCCUGGCCUUACGGCGGUCCGGACGAGGACGAAGGGGACAUUGCCCGCCUGAUGCAGGGCCUCGUCUUCGCACGCGACGCCUCCAAGAACAACGUCGACUCGAACCAUUACGCCUACCCGAUCCCGAUCAUCCCCGUCAUGGAUAUAGCCACCCGCAAGAUCCUCCGCGUCGACCGCCUCGCCACCGGCGCCGCGGGUGACGGCCUCGCUCCCCAACCGCGCGCCGCGGAACCAAAGUCCCUCUUCUCCAACAACAUUUCCUCCGAGUAUGUCCCAGAGCUCCUCGAGAUCCCGCAGCGCGAGGACCUGAAGCCCAUCAACAUCACCCAGCCCGAGGGCGCCUCCUUUGCCAUCCAGCCGGACAACCUCGUCGAGUGGCAAAAGUGGCGGUUCCGCCUCGGCUUCACACCCCGCGAGGGCGCUGUACUACACGAUCUCUGCUACGAUAACCGCCCCGUGCUGUAUCGUCUAAGCUACAGCGAGCUGACAGUGCCCUACGGUGACCCUCGUCCGCCCUAUCAGCGCAAGCAGGCCUUUGACCUCGGCGACGGAGGCUUCGGCCGCGUGGCAAACAACCUCGAGCUCGGAUGCGACUGCCUCGGCGCGAUCCACUACUUUGACGCCCUGAUGGCCGACACAGAGGGGAACCCGACGGUGGCGAAGGCCGUGGUCUGUCUCCACGAGCAGGACAAUGGGAUCGGGUGGAAGCACACCAACUUCCGCACGAACCGGGCUGUGGUCACGAGGCUGCGGGAGCUCGUUGUGCAGUGCGUCGUCACGCUGGCCAACUACGAGUACGUGUUUGCGUACAAGCUCGACACCGCGGGCGGGAUCACGCUCGAGACGCGGGCGACGGGGAUCAUGUCUGUUGUGGCGGUCGACGAGGGCAAAAAGGAGUCUGCGUACGGCGCCGUCGUCGCGCCGGGCGUGCUGGCGCAGAAUCAUCAGCAUAUUUUUGCCGUUAGGAUCGAUCCCGCGGUGGACUCAUAUGCCGAUGGGGAUACGCGUGUCCUUGUGGAGGAGAGCGUGCCUGUGCCGUUGAACAAGGAGACGAACCCGUACGGAAACUAUUACGAGAUUCGGAAGCAGGUUGUCGAGAGGGCGUGCUGGAUCGAUGCGGAACCGAAACUGAACAGGGUGAUCAAGUUUGAGAACCGAACGAAGAAGAAUGCCAUGUCUGGGAGGAACGUCGGGUUCAAACUUACGCCGUCUGCGUCACAGCUGUUGCUGGCGGACGAGACGAGCCAGGUGUCGAAGCGGGCCAAGUAUGCGAGGCAUCAUGUCUGGGUUACGGGACACCGCGAUGACGAGCUGUGGGCGGCUGGGGAGUAUACGAACCAGAGUCGGGAGGAGGUUGGUGGGGUGUGGGAUAUGGUUCAGCGGGGGGACUGGUUUGAGGACGAGCGUGGGGCGAAUGGGGAUGGCGGUGGUUGUGAUGAGGGCAGGAAGAGUAGUCCUGUCGUCUGGAGUGUGUUUGGGUUGACGCAUAACCCUCGGGUGGAGGAUUGGCCUGUGAUGCCCGUCGAGAUCCACCAUCUCACCAUCCGGCCAGCAGACUUCUUCACCUCGAACCCAGCGCUCGAUAUGCCCACCAACAAGAACGAGACAAGUGUUAUUGUUCCAUGUUGCGGAGGACAGGAGACGAACGGUGAUAGCAAGGAAGGAGGGCAGGCGGUGCAGGAGGCUGCUUUGACGCAUCUUCAGGGGCCUGGGCCGGAUGUUUCUGCUGCGGAGGCUGGGGCGCAUACUGAGAGGUGAGACUAGAUGAUAGCCUAGAGAAGCGGCAGUUAAUGACUGGCUCUGAGGUGAGAAUUAUCUCCUAUUAUUUGGUACCUUUCAGAAAACAUGGGUCACUUUUACCACGGUGCAAGAUGUAAAAGAAUUGCAGAA